AUGGCCAGCAGCUCCUUGGGUCCAGCAUCACUUCUGCAGCUCUCCUCUUCUUCCAGGUUUGCUAGAGUUUGGAUACCUGACCCUGAGGAAGUUUGGAAGUCAGCAGAGCUGCUCAAAGAUUAUAAACCAGGAGAUAAAGUCCUCCUGCUUCACCUUGAGGAAGGAAAGGAUUUGGAAUAUCGUCUAGAUCCAAAGACCAAGGAACUGCCUCACUUGAGAAACCCUGACAUCCUCGUGGGUGAGAAUGACCUCACAGCCCUCAGCUAUCUUCAUGAGCCUGCUGUGCUCCACAAUCUCAGAGUCCGCUUUAUUGACUCCAAACUUAUUUAUACAUAUUGUGGUAUAGUCCUAGUAGCUAUAAAUCCUUAUGAACAGCUGCCUAUUUAUGGAGAAGAUAUUAUUAAUGCCUAUAGUGGUCAGAAUAUGGGUGAUAUGGAUCCACAUAUCUUUGCAGUAGCUGAAGAAGCUUACAAGCAAAUGGCCAGAGAUGAACGAAAUCAGUCCAUCAUCGUAAGUGGAGAGUCUGGGGCAGGAAAAACAGUCUCAGCUAAGUAUGCCAUGCGAUACUUUGCAACUGUGAGUGGUUCUGCCAGUGAAGCCAAUGUUGAGGAAAAGGUCUUGGCCUCCAACCCCAUCAUGGAGUCCAUUGGAAAUGCUAAGACAACCAGGAAUGAUAAUAGCAGCCGUUUUGGGAAGUAUAUUGAAAUUGGUUUUGAUAAGAGAUAUCGAAUCAUUGGUGCCAAUAUGAGAACUUAUCUUUUAGAGAAAUCCAGAGUGGUAUUCCAGGCAGAAGAGGAGAGAAACUAUCAUAUCUUCUAUCAGCUUUGUGCUUCAGCAAAGUUACCUGAAUUUAAAAUGCUGCGAUUAGGAAAUGCAAAUAACUUUCAUUACACGAACCAAGGUGGCAGUCCUGUGAUUGAAGGAGUUGAUGAUACCAAGGAAAUGGCACAUACCAGGCAGGCCUGCACUCUGCUAGGAAUUAGUGAGUCUUAUCAGAUGGGAAUUUUCCGAAUACUUGCUGGCAUCCUUCACUUAGGCAACGUUGCAUUUAUAUCUCGGGAUUCAGACAGCUGUACAAUACCUCCCAAGCAUGAACCUCUCAGCAUCUUCUCUGACCUUAUGGGCGUGGACUAUGAAGAGAUGUGUCACUGGCUCUGCCAUCGGAAACUGGCUACCACCACAGAGACAUAUAUCAAACCCAUCUCGAAGCUGCAGGCCACGAAUGCCCGUGAUGCUUUGGCCAAGCACAUUUAUGCCAAGCUCUUUAGCUGGAUUGUAGAUCAUGUCAAUCAGGCCCUCCAUUCUGCUGUCAAACAACACUCUUUUAUUGGAGUGCUGGACAUAUACGGAUUUGAAACAUUUGAGAUAAAUAGUUUUGAACAGUUUUGCAUAAAUUAUGCAAAUGAAAAACUACAGCAACAAUUCAAUAUGCAUGUCUUCAAAUUAGAACAGGAAGAAUAUAUGAAGGAACAAAUUCCAUGGACACUCAUAGAUUUUUAUGAUAAUCAGCCUUGCAUUAAUCUUAUAGAAUCUAAACUGGGCAUUCUAGAUUUGCUGGAUGAGGAAUGCAAGAUGCCUAAAGGAACAGAUGACACUUGGGCCCAAAAAUUGUACAACACACAUUUGAACAAAUGUGCGCUCUUUGAAAAGCCCCGUCUAUCAAACAAAGCUUUCAUCAUCCAACAUUUUGCUGACAAAGUGGAAUACCAGUGUGAAGGCUUUUUGGAAAAGAAUAAAGACACUGUCUUUGAAGAACAAAUUAAAGUUCUGAAAUCCAGCAAGUUUAAGAUGCUACCAGAAUUAUUUCAAGAUGAUGAGAAGGCCAUCAGUCCAACAUCAGUCACCUCAUCAGGGCGCACGCCCCUCACUCGUAUUCCUGCAAAGCCCACCAAAGGCAGACCAGGCCAGACGGCCAAAGAGCACAAGAAAACAGUGGGGCACCAGUUCCGAAACUCCCUUCACCUGCUUAUGGAGACCCUCAAUGCCACUACCCCUCACUAUGUACGCUGCAUUAAGCCCAAUGACUUCAAGUUCCCAUUCACGUUUGACGAGAAGAGAGCAGUGCAGCAGCUGAGAGCAUGCGGCGUCCUGGAAACCAUCCGCAUCAGUGCAGCGGGCUUCCCCUCACGGUGGACUUACCAAGAAUUUUUUAGCCGCUACCGUGUCCUAAUGAAGCAAAAGGAUGUGCUGAGUGACAGAAAGCAAACGUGCAAGAAUGUAUUAGAGAAACUGAUACUGGACAAGGACAAAUACCAGUUUGGUAAGACAAAGAUCUUUUUCCGCGCUGGUCAAGUGGCCUAUCUAGAGAAACUGAGGGCAGACAAGCUGAGGGCUGCCUGCAUCCGGAUCCAGAAGACCAUCCGAGGGUGGCUGCUGCGAAAGAAGUACCUGCGCAUGCGGAAGGCGGCCAUCACUGUGCAGAGAUAUGUGCGAGGCUACCAGGCCCGAUGCUAUACUAAGUUCCUGCGCAGAACCAAGGCAGCAACCAUUAUUCAGAAGUACUGGCGCAUGUACGCAGCCCGCAGGAGAUACGAGAUAAGACGAUCGGCCACUAUUGUUCUUCAGUCUUAUUUGCGAGGUUACUUGGCCAGAAAUAGAUAUCGCAAGAUGCUCCGUGAGCACAAAGCAGUUAUCAUUCAGAAGUGGGUCCGGGGCUGGCUGGCUCGCACCCACUACAAGAGGAGCAUGCAUGCCAUCAUUUACCUUCAGUGUUGCUUCCGGCGGAUGAUGGCCAAGCGCGAGCUGAAGAAGCUCAAGAUCGAGGCCCGCUCCGUGGAGCGCUACAAGAAGCUCCACAUUGGCAUGGAGAACAAGAUCAUGCAGCUGCAGCGCAAAGUGGAUGAGCAGAACAAAGACUACAAAUGCCUCAUGGAGAAACUGACCAAUCUGGAAGGAAUAUAUAACUCUGAGACCGAGAAACUACGAAGUGACUUAGAGCGUCUCCAACUAAGUGAGGAGGAAGCUAAGAUUGCUACUGGACGGGUCCUCAGUCUGCAGGAAGAAAUUGCCAAGCUCCGGAAAGACCUGGAACAAACUCAGUCGGAGAAAAAAUCCAUUGAGGAGUGUGCAGAUAGAUACAAACAGGAAACCGAGCAGCUGGUAUCAAAUCUGAAGGAAGAAAAUACUUUGCUGAAGCAGGAAAAAGAGGCCCUCAAUCAUCUUAUCGUGGAGCAGGCUAAGGAGAUGACAGAGACUAUGGAGAAGAAGUUAGUAGAAGAAACAAAACAACUGGAACUCGAUCUUAAUGAUGAAAGGCUGAGAUACCAGAACCUUCUGAAUGAGUUCAGUCGCUUAGAAGAACGCUACGAUGACCUCAAGGAAGAGAUGACUCUGAUGGGGAAUGUGCCUAAGCCUGGACACAAGAGAACAGACUCCACCCACAGCAGCAAUGAGUCUGAAUACACCUUUAGUUCUGAAAUUGCAGAAACUGAAGAUAUGCCCUUGAGGACAGAGGAGCCAAGUGAGAAGAAGGUGCCUCUGGACAUGUCAUUGUUCCUCAAGCUCCAGAAGCGGGUCACAGAGCUGGAGCAGGAGAAGCAGGUGAUGCAGGAUGAGCUGGACCGCAAGGAGGAGCAGAUGCUCCGCAGCAAGGCAAAGGAAGAAGAAAGACCACAAAUUAGAGGUGCAGAACUGGAAUAUGAGUCACUCAAGCGUCAGGAGCUGGAAUCAGAAAACAAAAAACUGAAAAAUGAGCUAAAUGAGCUACGCAAGGCCCUUAGUGAGAAAAGUGCCCCAGAGGUGACGGCUCCAGGUGCACCAGCCUAUCGUGUCCUCAUGGAGCAGCUGACCUCUGUGAGUGAGGAGCUUGAUGUCCGUAAGGAGGAAGUCCUCAUCUUGAGGUCUCAGCUGGUGAGCCAGAAGGAGGCCAUCCAACCUAAGGAUGACAAGAACACAAUGACAGAUUCCACAAUACUUUUGGAAGAUGUACAAAAAAUGAAAGAUAAAGGUGAAAUAGCCCAAGCAUACAUUGGUUUGAAAGAAACGAACAGAUCACCUGCUAUGGAUUGCCAUGAGUUGAAUGAGGAUGGAGAGCUGUGGCUGGUUUAUGAAGGGUUAAAACAAGCCAACAGGCUCCUGGAAUCCCAGCUGCAGUCACAGAAGAGGAGCCACGAGAAUGAGGCAGAAGCCCUUCGCGGGGAGAUCCAGAGCCUGAAGGAGGAGAACAACCGGCAGCAGCAGCUGCUGGCCCAGAACCUGCAGCUGCCCCCGGAGGCCCGCAUCGAGGCCAGCCUGCAGCAUGAGAUCACCAGGCUGACCAACGAAAACUUGUAUUUUGAGGAAUUAUAUGCAGAUGACCCUAAGAAGUAUCAGUCAUAUCGGAUUUCACUUUACAAACGGAUGAUUGAUUUGAUGGAACAGCUUGAAAAACAAGAUAAGACUGUUCGGAAACUGAAAAAACAACUGAAAGUAUUUGCCAAAAAAAUUGGUGAACUAGAAGUGGGCCAGAUGGAGAACAUAUCCCCAGGACAGAUUAUUGAUGAACCCAUCCGUCCAGUCAACAUUCCAAGGAAAGAAAAGGAUUUCCAAGGAAUGCUGGAAUACAAGAAGGAGGAUGAACAAAAGCUUGUUAAGAACCUGAUUCUGGAACUGAAGCCACGUGGUGUGGCAGUCAAUUUGAUUCCAGGGUUACCAGCAUAUAUCCUGUUCAUGUGUGUUCGACAUGCUGACUACCUGAAUGAUGAUCAGAAAGUAAGGUCAUUGCUAACAUCAACAAUUAACAGCAUCAAAAAAGUAUUAAAGAAAAGAGGUGAUGAUUUCGAAACCGUGUCCUUCUGGCUCUCUAACACAUGCCGAUUUUUGCACUGUUUGAAGCAGUACAGUGGCGAGGAGGGCUUUAUGAAACACAACACAUCUCGCCAGAAUGAACACUGCCUCACCAAUUUUGACCUGGCUGAGUACCGGCAGGUGCUAAGUGACUUGGCUAUUCAGAUCUACCAGCAGCUCGUGCGGGUGUUAGAGAACAUCCUGCAGCCAAUGAUCGUCUCUGGCAUGCUGGAGCACGAAACCAUUCAGGGUGUGUCUGGCGUGAAGCCCACGGGGCUCAGAAAGCGAACCUCCAGCAUCGCAGACGAGGGCACCUACACACUGGACUCCAUCCUUCGGCAGCUCAACUCCUUCCACUCGGUCCUGUGUCAGCACGGCAUGGAUCCUGAACUGAUCAAGCAGGUGGUCAAGCAGAUGUUCUACAUCGUUGGGGCCGUCACCCUGAACAACCUCCUCCUGCGCAAGGAUAUGUGCUCCUGGAGUAAAGGCAUGCAGAUCAGGUACAAUGUCAGUCAACUGGAAGAAUGGCUGCGUGACAAGAAUCUGAUGACUAGCGGGGCUAAGGAAACCCUGGAACCUCUCAUUCAGGCUGCUCAGCUCUUACAAGUGAAAAAGAAGACAGAUGAUGAUGCAGAAGCUAUCUGUUCCAUGUGCAGUGCUCUGACUACUGCCCAGAUUGUCAAAGUGUUGAAUUUGUAUACUCCAGUUAAUGAGUUUGAAGAAAGAGUCUCUGUAUCAUUUAUUCGUACUAUACAGAUGCGUUUACGAGACAGGAAAGACUCUCCUCAGCUGCUCAUGGAUGCUAAACACAUCUUUCCUGUCACCUUUCCUUUUAACCCAUCCUCCCUUGCACUAGAAACCAUCCAGAUUCCAGCCAGCCUGGGCCUGGGAUUCAUAUCACGGGUCUGAAGGUGAUGUGAUGUCAAGGCAAACAGUGACAAUAAGAACCCAUUAUUUCUAGUGAGCUACUGAAAAGACAUUUUUAAAGAGACAGUACUAAUUAUCUUUCAAACGAGAGGUUAUUAAUCGGAAAUCUCCCUAAAUACUUUCAUCAUCUUGGAAAGAACGAUAGGCUUCUUUGUGCUGUGUUACCUUACCAGCAACACUCACCCUGGAUCAGUUAGGUAUCCCGAGGUACAUGCAGGUGAAUGACAGAAGGAAAAGGGAAAAAAAGGUCUCCAGCUGCCAGCAUUUAUUUUAAAUCCUUGGCACUGCAUCUAAAUGGUAUGGUAAAAAUGAAAAUUCCAGGUAUGAGCUGUUGUUAGGAAGACACCUACAAAGAGCCUCCUCUACGCGGGCCAGAAGAAUUGAAAGAAAAAUUACCAUUGAGUACAUAUCAUAACAGUUCAGGAAUCAGUUAUGUUGAUGCUGUCAAACUGGAUCAAAGAAAUAAACUGGCAAUAUGUAAAGUACUUGGUCAAGUAAAUUCCUUAUGUGUCACUAUGAUAUAGAGAUAUUAAGAGAAUGUUGGUUUGCCAUAUAGCAUAGAAGUCCAUUUGUACUGUAGUUUACUGAGCAUUUUAAAUUGCUGCUACAAACUGUGUUCUUUAAUAUAUAAACGGUAUUCUUAUUAGGCACUACAAUAAUAAGCUUCUCUUUUAUCGACUCUGUUUACAAUUCAAUCAGAUCAGUUUUAACUGGAUUAUGUGCAAAUAUAUACAGAUUCACCUGCACAAGUAGCAGACACUGGGAAGUCAUGUAGUAAUAUGACAAAAUAUUUGACAUUUAGGGAUAGGAUUAGACAAAGUGGCUGUUGUUGAUGUCAUUAUUUAUUCAGAAUGUAUUACAUUGAUGUGCUCAUUCAUUUUCCCUGGGUGGAUAUCACAUCAGGGUACAGUGUUCUGUGAAGUGACUUAUUUUUAGUUCCCAGACCAGAUUCCUGCACUGCAUAUUUUCAAUCCUGACAGGUUUUCUUUCUUCUUCUUAAUUUAUUAAGAAUUAAUCUCAGUCACUAUCUAGAGAAGAUUCAGGUCUUGAAACCUUGAUUAUCCUAUAAAUUAUGCAAAAGAAGGUAUAUAAUAAAUACUAUGGUUCCAUUUUUUUUAGGCUUUGCAAGUUCUGUAAAUGUUCUCAGUACCACUAGAUACUUUAAGGAGCAUCGUAUUAGGAAUACUUUAAGACUUAUGUAAGAAAUACAAGAAGAUUGCUAAAUUUUACAGAGGAUAUGUUUCAAUAAGACCCAGAUCCUAUAAGUUUCAUUCUGAAAUCCUAAUUAAACAUAUUCUCAAUUUUUCCUGGAAAUCCUAGACAGUGGGUCUUUCAGGUUGUGCAAGAGCAAAUUCUUAGCUUUCAUUAGAAACUCUGGUUCUGAAUCACAAACAUAGAUUUAUAUAACUUAACUGUUAGAUGGUCUAUGAAAAAUGACAUCUUAUUAAAACAUGUGCAAUAUUAAUGGAAGUCAGUUUCAAAUCAUGAUAAAGAUUGUUAUUAAAAGAUAAACACUGUUAACUUA
Molecule: messenger RNA, 7216 nt
Organism: Leptonychotes weddellii (Weddell seal)
Lineage: Eukaryota; Metazoa; Chordata; Mammalia; Carnivora; Phocidae
Source: RefSeq, a predicted model, not a curated record